This is a messenger RNA of Saccostrea echinata, 1455 nucleotides long. Its product is annotated as GTPase IMAP family member 7-like. The record is from RefSeq and is a predicted model, not a curated record. The transcript has a single exon. NCBI's taxonomy places the organism in Eukaryota, Metazoa, Mollusca, Bivalvia, Ostreida, Ostreidae. Gene Ontology annotation, molecular function: GTP binding. Bases 1 to 1455 code for a protein of 484 amino acids.
AUGGAAAUUUCUGAUGAGAAAUAUAAUGAUUUGAUGAACACGAAAUCUGACUUUCUAAGACAUAAUACAGAAUUAAGUGUACAAGUCGAAUCUGACCAAAUAGUAACCAUUGUACAAGAAUCAAAAACUGUGUUGAACAAUGAUUCUGUAGAGAAAGAAAAACGUGGAUCACAACAUAGAUCCGAUGGACGUGAUAUAGCGGAAUUGAAAAAUGAGCAAACAAAACAAAAAUUGGAAGUUCUUUCCUUGAAAUAUUCUUCAAAUACAAAAAGUAAAGAUAUACUUUCCUCCCGAUCGGAUUCAGUGAUAUGCAGUAAGACUGCAAGCAAUGGGAUCAAUAUUGAGAAUAGAAAUGAGCUGUAUUGGGAAAAAGAUCUUGAAAAAUCAGAAGUGUGCAUUCCUCUAAAAUCCACACGGAUUAUUUUGAUUGGAAAGACAGGAACUGGGAAAAGUGCAACUGGAAACACCAUUCUUGGGCAAAAGAAAUUCGAGACAGCAACUGGAUUUGUCUCUUGCACUUCUAGUUCCCAGAAAGAAAUUGGUAUCAUAAAUGGUCAGCAAAUUGAAGUGAUCGACACACCUGGUCUAUAUGACACAUCAAAAUCAGAAGAAAUGGUCAAACGAGAACUAGCAAAAUGUUUGGAAAUGUCUUCACCAGGUCCGCACGUGUUCUUAAUCGUUCUUUCUGUGGGAAGAAUAACCAUCCAAGAAAAAUAUACUUUGAAAUACAUGACAGAAAUGUUCGGAGAUCAAGACUUUUUAAGUCACACAAUAAUUGUAAUAACCCAUAAAGAAGAACUCAACUCUGAAUAUGAUUCGGACGAUGACGAGGAAGACUUGGAUGUUUCAGAGGAGCUUGCUGGACUUGUUCGUGAUUCUGAGGAUCUUACCAGAAUGGUACAACAAUGUAGGGGUAGAUGUGUUGCUGUAUCUAAUAUUGGUGAAAAUAAUGGAUCCAAAAGAGGAGCAGAAGCUGAAAGACUUAUCCAAUCCAUAAAUCAGCUGAUAGAGGAAAACGAUGGCUUUUAUUACAGGAAUGAAUUGUUUGAGGCCCUGGCGAAAAGAAAAGAGCACUUACGGAAGGAAGAAGAAAAGAGAAUACAGAAUGAACUAAAAGAAUUAAAACAGAAGGAAGUCGAACGAAAACUGGAAAUGGAGAAAAGAGAACAAAAUAUUGAAUACCUAAAGAAAACUAUUACAGAAGAAGAGGAAAAAUCAAAAAGAGAAACAUCUGAUACGGGAAUCCAUCUUUUAGAAUUAAGAACAAAGCUUUACGAAUUUACUUCAGAAAAUGAAGAAAUAAGUAGGCGAAUGAUGGAAGAGACCAGAAGGUGUGAAAGAGAAAUCCAAGAACUGAGAAGAGAAAACCAAGAUUUACAGUUUGAAUUAAGUGACAUAAAAAACACCUUGUCCAAUUUGCGCAAAUUUGAACGCCAAAGAUGUAACAUAAUGUGA